UUUUUAUUUUUUCACAAGUUCACAAAUGCAGUUAUAAUGUACAGUUAUUUACCAAAACAAAACAGAGCCCAAGCAUCUCAAAGAACACAAGCGAAAGACUGAAUAUUUUAACCAAAAAAUGCGCUACUUGAUAUGUUCAGUGCUAUUUGAUAAGGCAAACGAAUACCAUUGUUUUGUAAUUCUAAAUAGGCCCAACCUUAUCCCAUUUUCUUUACCUUUAGUCAAAAUACGAGGCUUACAUUUCCUACGCAGAAACAAAUACUGGCAAAUAUAAAACAAGCAUCCCUAAAACAGAAAUAUAUUCAUUUACGUCAAUGCAUAUUUUUUUCCAACUAAUCUGCCAAAUUGAUUUUGCAACAGAGCUAAAACAGCUGAUAACACUUUAUAAAUAAAAGUGAUUAAGUAGUGUCGGACAGCAUUGUGGUAGCCAAGACAGUAGACACAAGGAGUCAACAACAUACCAGUUCUAUAAAAUCCAUGAUCAUUUUUAAAAAACAUGGCCUGCAUAUACUUUCUUGUCAAAUGUGUGGUAUUGCCCAUCUUUGUUGUUAUAUUCACUUAGAUUAUGACAUUUGCCUUUCAUUACAUGAAGUGUUUAAUUUACUUGCCUCACUUUCUUGUUCGUUUUGCAGCCGCAAAAUACACGUAAACUGUAUAUCUGGAGACAACGAGUGUUCUUUGUUCUGUUAUUGGCUUCUUUGUCCGAAAAAAUCUGCUAGAUGGCGCCAUUGCUCCAUGCUGUGCUACAUAAAUUCACCAACUUGACCCCAGUGACGUCAAGACGGUCUGGCGCAUCAAGGCCACUUUCAAAACCCUAUUGGUCUGAAAAUCACAUGACAAGGUGCCUUGAAUCCAUAAUUAUGUUGCUGAUGUUUUUCACCCCCCCAAAAGAUGUCAGCGUCCUACUGUCCUUAUCCUCUUCCACAUAAAGCAGAUUGUUUUAAAUCAGAAGAAAAACAAGCUAAGUAGCAAAAUGUCAUGCCCGAACAACGUGGCAGCCAACACAUUCCUGGUGGACUCGCUGGGGGGAGGAACAUCUCCUUACAGAGGUGAGGGCUAUUCCACUAACUCUGGAAUGUAUAUGCAAGCGUCUGCAGAAUAUGGUUGUUCCAUGAUGAUGGGUAGUUUUGGCAUUGUUGGUACCCCUCUCUCCAAACGGGAUGAGCUGCAACCGAGUGGGAUGCAUCUCAGCACUUACCAGCACUCGCAUUACCUGUCGCAGCGGGACAUUUGGACCGUAGGCUCUAAAACUUACAGAGGCUCACAACCUGUUGCCCAGGCUUUGCACCCAUGCUCAUUUCCAGCCAGUAAUGUGAAGGAGGAAGCGAUCCCUUGUCUUUACCAGACUGAUAUCGACAGCGCUAAAGAGAAAUCCACCUACAUCCGUCUGGGAGACAAUAGCAGCCACACGAAUCAAAGCACCGUCUCCACCCCCGAUUAUUUCCAACGGAGCCAGGUGUACACCAGUGAAAGGGGCCACCAUGGAGAUGAGUUCGGCUCGGACUUUAACCCAAUACUCCGAAAUUCAACGCCGGUAGAGGCACUAGCAGGAGAUUCUUAUGUCAAAGCCAGCAAAGCAAGGCAGGACCCAGAAGACAUGGCAGGGAAUACGCAGGAGGGCGACAUGGAAAAGAGACCAUCUAGAAAAGAGGAGAGUGUCUUAAAAACAGACAGUUGUACCGAUGAUUCCGAGAGCGAAUUGAAAGAUGAGGAUAAAUUGGAAAAAGCAACUGGAGACUGGCUAAAAGCGAAAAGUGGACGAAAGAAGAGAUGUCCUUAUACAAAGCAUCAGACACUUGAGCUGGAAAAAGAGUUCUUGUUCAACAUGUACUUGACUCGAGAGCGCCGUCUGGAGAUCAGCAAGUGUAUCAACCUCACAGACAGACAGGUCAAGAUCUGGUUCCAAAACAGAAGGAUGAAGCUAAAGAAGCUCAACAGAGAAAGUCGCGUCCGGGAGCUAACUGGCUAUAGCUUCAACUGAUGGCUAAAAAACACACAAAAGAAGAAUUAAGCAAAUACAUACUGUCUCUGGUCUCCCCCCGUUUUGCAAAUUUCUCUUUUUUUCCUCCCAGUUCUUCUCUUUAAUUCACAGACAUAUACUCAAAAUAUAAAAUAUCAAAGCACUACUGGGGUAAAACGCUGGCCAGUUGCAAAAGAACUGGAAAUCUCUUGCAAGCAGUUUUACAUUUAGUCAGCACUUGAACCUAACCUAUCAUUGAGGAACAGACAAGAAUAGCAUUGUAAAUAUGCCAGAAGAGGAUUAAAAGGACGCUUGAUGGAAAUAUUAGUGAUAGAUUUGUAUUACUAAACUCCUCAACUCGGAAUAUAUUUAGAAAGAGAUUAUGAUGUCUUAGAUUAGCUUGUUUAUCGUCAGUGCGCUUGUCCUACACAAUGCGUGCUCUGUAUUUUGCAUGCUUUGUUUUUUAAGUGUACUUGCCAUUUUGAUGUUUAACACAAGAGGCUGAUAAAUAAAACAGGGGAUGGGAAAAUCUAAUGUCAUGGUAUGUCCUUCCCCUUGCCUAUGUUCUCCUGUAUUCUGUUGACAAAGAGAAACUUUGGUGAAGACAGAAAAGAGAGGUAGAAGGAGAACGUGCAUAGCACUUCCAAUAUGAGUGGGAGACCUAUAACGUUGAUUUAAAUAUUAUCCAGGUGACCACAGUAAGUCAAGGUCAUAAAAUUGUAAUGUCAUGACGGUCCUGGAAGCGCUGGGGGUGGAUUUUAUGAUCUGCAAAUAUAAUGUGCUGCUGCAGUAAAGAUGCAUUAAAAGGUGAGUGGAGGAGGGCUAAUUCACAUACUCGGCACUGCAAUGUGCUGGCCUCACUGACGCGCUCUGCGGUCUGCCUGGCUGUUUUGGAACCCGGAACUUUCAAUAUGGAGUAAUGGAAUGCUAUGAUGCGAUGGACCGAACACGGAUAAAUGAUAAGAACUACAACAACAACAGUGAAUGAAUGAGUGGAUCCUAUGAGCUACGUUUAUCAGACCAUGUAAAGAAAACUCAAGCGGAUGAGGAAAUGAUGAACAUCGGGAAAGAAGGACCGCGUCGUUAAACUGGAGAGCAGCUCUGUAUGGACACAACCUGGUGAAGAAAACAAGCAUUUGACAAGACAUUAUGAAGGCCAUGUGUGGAACUUUCAAAAACCUUCCUAUUUCCCCUCUGCUGAUGUCAUCCACCCCACGAAUGAAGCACCUAA
Messenger RNA from Myxocyprinus asiaticus (Chinese sucker), 3191 nucleotides. Its product is annotated as homeobox protein Hox-C4a-like. Bases 974 to 1981 code for a protein of 335 amino acids. Gene Ontology annotation, cellular component: nucleus. Gene Ontology annotation, biological process: embryonic skeletal system morphogenesis; regulation of transcription by RNA polymerase II; anterior/posterior pattern specification. NCBI's taxonomy places the organism in Eukaryota, Metazoa, Chordata, Actinopteri, Cypriniformes, Catostomidae. Gene Ontology annotation, molecular function: DNA-binding transcription factor activity, RNA polymerase II-specific; RNA polymerase II cis-regulatory region sequence-specific DNA binding. The transcript has 4 exons. The record is from RefSeq and is a predicted model, not a curated record.